AAUGGGCGGGGCUUUACCGGGAUCACGUGCAGGAGGUGGGGCUCCAGGACGACGCGCGGAUCAAGAUGGCACCGUCCCUAAGGCAGCUGCCGCAAUUGUCCCGGCUCCUCCCCGGGACCCAGCUUCCACGCCACACUUUGGUUCGUUCAGCAUUUUAUGUUCGGAACAAUAUAAAUGACAAGCCCAACUGGCUGAAAGUAAUACUAACCUUGGGCACUACUGCAGGCCUGUGGGCUUUUCUUCUCCAACAACAUAAAGAAGAUAUGUUAGAAUAUGAAAGAAGAAAAGGACUAGAAUAAAUUAUUUGAAUUUACUUCUUUUCUGCUUGUGCAUUAUAAGAAGUGAUGACAACCAGUUUAUCUGUCCAUUGAAUGAUAUAUCUGAAAAACAACUUAUGUUAGGAUUUCUCUACAGUAUCACAGAAUGUACAAAUAAAAACUUAUCUGAAAAAAGGA
Molecule: messenger RNA, 455 nt
Organism: Antechinus flavipes (yellow-footed antechinus)
Lineage: Eukaryota; Metazoa; Chordata; Mammalia; Dasyuromorphia; Dasyuridae
Gene: NDUFC1
Product: NADH:ubiquinone oxidoreductase subunit C1
Exons: 5
Coding region: 66-299 (77 amino acids)
Cellular component (GO): mitochondrion
Source: RefSeq, a predicted model, not a curated record